AUGUAUGAGGAGCAAGACACGAAAUGGGAGAGGGUGACUGAUCGUGGAAACAAAAGACCAUAUUCAAACCGGUCUCACAACAAAAAGGGGAAAGAAGUCUGUUUGGAAGGUAGAGAAGACACACGUGAAGAAGGAGAAAUACGGAUAGAUGGAGAGGACAAGAUUACUGUGCAUCAGGAAGAGGAAAAAAACUUAGGAUCAAACAGCAAUGCAAGUCUUACGAAGGGAGUUACUCCACUGUUAGGCGACCAACGUGACUCUACUAAGGAUCUUACGGAUGGUGAGGAUAAGAUAAUGACUCAGGAGGGAGCUACGGAAGCGACUGAAGAAAAUGCGCUUGUCAGAGAUACAGCCGACACAGAGGCACCUGCAAUGGAGAAGAAAGUUGCUCCCCGUAAACCACUAUUUUCAGGGAAUGUUGGUGUCCAUACAAAGAAGUUUACUCAAGUCCUAAUGUCGCCGCGCGUAAAUGUGUAGCUCCAAGCAGACUGGCCGGAAGGGAGGAGGAGGCGGAGGUGCUAAGAAGAUGGAAGACAAGGGUCCCUUAAACCCUAAACAACUUCCUAAACCUUAAGCUUUAUGGAUAGAGUUGUCUAUUAGAUUUAUAAUGGGAUUGCGGGAGGUUUUUUAUUUAUGGUAUUACUAAAAUAAGCUCUACGAGUAUCUUUUCUUUUUGGAAUACUUUGAUUUUGGGAGGGUUCUCAAUUUGGUCUGGUCUGUUUGUUUCUUAAGGUUAUGGAAUAAAAAUGGUUGCUUUGGUUAUUGGUAUUGGAUCAAAUGUGCAACUGGAUAUGAUUGCAGUACUAGUUCUUUUGUUCGGGAAAUAGACUGCUUCACGCGCAUAGUUUUCAGAAGGUAUGAUAAGGAAUUAGAAUGGUUUUGGUCUAUUGGUAUUGGACAGCGAGGCUCUAUUGCACAAGUUCAAUUGUUCUGGCUGGUCUCCUCAAACCAGUUACGAAACAGCUUUAUGCAUGGAGUUAGACUUGCAGACAACCGUGAAGACGUAGAAGACGAUAUGGCCCAGAGCAUAUGCGAUUAGACAUAUACGGAAUCUUUACUAUAUGGGGAAUAACCCUUUUUAUUAUAAUAGUGGUGUUCGUUUGGUUGCCGCAGCUUUUUGAGUCUGCGUCUGUUCGUUUUGGUGUUGUUCGUUUUUCAGACUCAGACGCAGCUUGUUGUUCGUUUCGAAGACGCAGAACAUUGACGCAGACGCUGGACGCAGACGCAAGAAAUUGAUUUAUUGCUGUUCGUUUGGCAGACGCUGCGACUAUUUGAUUUUGUUUAUAUUUUAAUUUUAUAAAUUUGGAAAAUUGUAUUUUAAAUAAAUAAAAUGUAGUUUGAAUUUGUAAAAUUAUAUUUUAAAUAAAGAAAUGUAGUUUACAUA
Molecule: messenger RNA, 1384 nt
Organism: Brassica napus (rape)
Lineage: Eukaryota; Viridiplantae; Streptophyta; Magnoliopsida; Brassicales; Brassicaceae
Exons: 3
Coding region: 1-477 (158 amino acids)
Source: RefSeq, a predicted model, not a curated record